Sporothrix brasiliensis 5110 is the source of this 2931-nucleotide messenger RNA. RefSeq lists its product as uncharacterized. The record is from RefSeq and is a predicted model, not a curated record. Gene Ontology annotation, cellular component: cell wall; cytosol; membrane. Bases 1 to 2931 code for a protein of 976 amino acids. Gene Ontology annotation, molecular function: serine-type endopeptidase activity; tripeptidyl-peptidase activity. Gene Ontology annotation, biological process: proteolysis. The transcript has a single exon. NCBI's taxonomy places the organism in Eukaryota, Fungi, Ascomycota, Sordariomycetes, Ophiostomatales, Ophiostomataceae.
AUGCAUAUCCCCGCCAUUUUGGCGGUGCCUCUUUUGGCCGGCGCCGUUUCGGCGGCCGUCGGCGGGCCCGGCAGCCAGAUCGUCGAGCAGGCCGCGCGUGCCGCCAGCGCCGAAAACAUUGUGCCCGGCAACUACAUUGUCGAGUUUGAAGACGGGCACGACGGCAGCGAGUUUUACAACGCCAUUGCCGCCAACGCCUCCAAGAAGAUGGACCUCAACUUCAAGCUUUUCCGCGGCGCGUCCAUCCAGUUCCACGCACCCGACGAGACGUCCACGGUCGACGCCACGGCGCAGCUGGAGGCACUGCCGGCCGUCAAGCGCAUGUGGCCAGUGCGGCAGUACCGCAUUCCGGAGCACACGCGCCACUGGGUAGCCAACCUGUCGAGCGACGACGACCACGUCCGGCGCGCCACCGCCGACGACACGCUGUCGACGCACGUCAUGACGCAAGUGACGCAGCUGCGCGCCAAGGGCAUCACCGGCAAGGGCGUGCGCGUGGCCGUCGUCGACACGGGCGUCGACUACCUGCACCCUGCGCUGGGCGGCUGCUUCGGCCCCGGGUGUCUGGUGAGCUUCGGGUACGACCUGGUGGGCGACGCUUACACGGGCACCAACAAGCCCGUGCCCUCGGGCAACCCGCCCAUGGACUGCAACGGCCACGGCACGCACGUGUCGGGCAUCCUGGCCGCACAGGGCGGCAGCAACUCGUUUGGCGUGACGGGCGCCGCGCCGGGGGUCGAGCUGGGCAUGUUCCGCGUGUUUGGGUGCGAGGGCAACGUCAACGACGACGUGCUGAUUGCCGCCUUCAACCGCGCCUACGAGGCGGGCGCCGAUGUCAUCACGUCGUCGGUCGGCGGGUCCUCGGGCUGGUCCGACGAGGCGUGGGCGGUCGCGACGUCGCGCAUUGUCGCCAACGGCGUGCCCUGCACGCUGUCGGCAGGCAACGAUGGCAGCAGCGGCCAAUUCUAUGCGUCGGCGGCCGCAGACGGUCUUGGCGUCGUGUCGGUGGCGUCCGUCGACAACGCCGUGUCCCCGACCUUGUUUUCCAAGGCAACGUUCGCCGUCAAGAGCGCCGCCUCGCCCGUGGCCAACACGUCCUUUGGCUACACCGCCGGCAGCCCCGCCAACUGGUCGUCCGUCACAUUGCCGCUGUGGGCGGACACGUUCAACACCAGCACCGAGACGGACCUCUGCGAGGCCCUUCCCGCCAAGAAUAGCACCAACGACCUGUCUGGCUACAUUGUGCUCGCCCGCCGCGGCACAUGUCUCUUCACAAUCAAGGCGCAGAACGCCGCGCGUCGUGGCGCCAAGUACGUCCUCUUGUACAACAACGAGCCCGGCACCCUGCAGGUGGACGUCAGCUCCGUGCCCGGCAUUGUGGGCAUGGCCAUGGUCACGGCCGACCAGGGCGCCGCCUGGAUUGCCGCCCUCGCCCGCAACGAGACGGUCCUCGUCGCCAUGACGGACCCGCUCACCGCGCCAAAGGGCCUGAACAAUGCGAACAACACCGCGUCGGGCGGGUUUGUGAGCAGCUUCAGCAGCUGGGGCCCGACCUUUGACCUCGACGUCAAGCCGCAGUUCGCGGCGCCCGGCGGCCAGAUCCUGUCGACCUUCCCGCGCAGCCAGGGCGCCUAUGCCGUGCUGUCGGGUACCUCCAUGGCCUGCCCGCUCGUGGCAGGCAUCUAUGCGCUGCUCAUUGAGGCCCGCCCCGACCUGCGCAACAACCCGCAGGCGCUCCAGUCGCUGCUGUCGUCCACCGCCCAGCCCAACCUGUACAACGACGGCACCUCGCGGCCCCGUCCGUCCCUGUUGGCGCCUGUCCCGCAACAGGGCGCCGGCCUCGUGCAGGUGUACGACGCCGCGUACGCCACCACGCUCCUCAGCGAGAGCAGCCUCUCCUUCAACGACACGGACCACCACGCCCCCCUGCGCAACUUUACCAUUACCAACCACGGCCACACCUCCGUCGUGUACACGCUGUCCAACAUCGGCGCCGCCACCUCGUACACCUUUCUGGCCGGCACCGACAUCCAGCCCGCCCACUACCCACUCACGCUGCAGGUCGCGGACAGUCCGGCCGCGCUGGCCUUUAGCACGUCCGACCAGUCCACGGCCAGCGGCGACGGCACGACCGUCACCAUCCCUGCUGGCCAGCGCCGCGUCGUCAUCGUGUCGGCCACGCCGCCGGCCGGCUUGGAUCCCGCGCGCUUGCCCGUGUACUCGGGCUACAUUGCCAUCAACGGAUCGGACGGGUCGGGUCUGUCGCUGCCGUACCUCGGUGUCGUCGGCAGCAUGCGCUCGCUGACCGUCCUGGACGCCGUCCAGACGUACCUGGGAAAGGUGCCCGCCGCCAGCGGCAACAGCACCAACGCAACCGCCGUGCCCGGGCUGGGCGCCCGUCGCGUGCCCGCCAACACGCUCUUUGUGCUGCCGGUGCGCCUGACCCCCGGCCAGAAGAACCUGACCGAUGCCCAGCAAGCGGCGCUGCAGCUGCUGGCCAACGCCAACCACACCGCGUCGCUCGUCCAGACCAACCUCAACUUUGUCAUGGGCUCGCCGCUGAUCCGCGCCGACUUGGUGCCGAUCAAGCUGUGCUCGUCGCCGACGACGCCGGCGCCGGCUCUGCAGGACAUUCUUGGGUACAAGACGCUGGGCUCCAUCCAGAGCUUCCCGGUGCAGUGGAUGUCGCGCGACCCCUUCAACGCCACCUGGGACGGCAGCAUGACCGACGGCACCUAUGCGCCUCCGGGGCUGUACAAGAUUGUCUUCCACGCACUGCACAUCUUUGGCGACCCGAAGCAGCCCAGCGACUAUGACAUUGUCGAGACGGACCCCUUCCGGAUAAAGUACCUGGAGGCGCCGUCGACCACGUCGCCGGCCGGCAAGGCCGUGCCCAAGAUGAUGAGGCGGCAGACGGCGGAAUGCCCGUAG